This is a messenger RNA of Chironomus riparius, 2804 nucleotides long. Lineage: Eukaryota; Metazoa; Arthropoda; Insecta; Diptera; Chironomidae. The record is from the annotation of a GenBank genome assembly.
AGAAAAAAAAGUGAAGCCAAAAGAUCCAUUAAAAAAUUACAAAUAUCAUGUCAAAGACAGAAGAAAACUACUUAGAAGUAAUCACAAUCAUCCAGCGAAACAGCAAUAAUGAUGAAGAUUAUUCCGAAAUCAUUGAAUAUGAGCCUCAAAACGACGAAAAUGGGAUUGUUUAUGAAUACAUUGAGGUCGAAGAAGAGCAAAAUGAAGGCGUAAAAGAGCUAAUUCAAAUCCAAAAGCAAGAAACAGUUGAUUAUGAGGCAAUUUCUCAGCAAGACAAUGAAGAUGAUAUGCAGCUAUUGGAAAUACACAAGAAUGAAAAUGAAUCCAUCUUGCGAAGUUUAACUGAGGAAAAGUUCAAGUGCAUAAAUCGAAUUUGUAAGAAAAAUAACAUCAGUUUUGAUACUCAGGAAGAACUGAACAUUCACAAUGAAGAACAUAUUUUGCAAUACAGCAACUCAAUAUGCCCAAUUUGUAACAAAGUACUUGCGAAUCAAACGAAACUCUCGAAUCAUAUUGAGUUAAGGCAUACACCAAAAAAUUAUACCUGUGAUCAGUGCGGAAAGGUGUUUAGAAGUAAAGAUAAUUUGAGACUUCAUAUGACUCAUCAUCGCAAGUACUUCUAUGUUGAGUGUAGAGCUUGCAAUCGCGGAUAUAAAAGUAUGCAGUCACUGCGAUAUCAUUUGAGACAGCACUUUGAACAUCAUCAAUGUGAAGCUUGUGGAAGAGUUUUUGAGCAUAAAAAACUACUUCUGGGUCACGUAGCUGCAAUUCAUAAUCAAGAUCUUCAAGUCCAAUGCAGAUUUUGUACACGAAUGUUUGCUAGAAGUGACGUUAGAGAUGCUCACGAACGAGAAAUACAUAAAAAUGGGAUGAUCGGAUCACAUUUCCGAUGCAAUGAGUGCAAUGCUGCUUUUGAUCUUAGAGAUGAUUUAAUGAGUCACAAAAUAUUAAGUCACUUCAACGGUGUUAUUCAUACUUGUGAAGAAUGUGGAAAGAAUUUUAAGAAAAAGAGCUUGUUAGAUCUUCACAUGAAUGUUCAUAGAAAGAAGACUAUCCAGUGUGAGAUUUGUAAGCAAAUGUUUACCUUCGUCACGGGUUUGAAUAAGCACAAAAAAAUGGGAAGAUGUAAAGGACCUCCCCUUGAAACUUUAGCUGAUAGUAUGACAAAGGAAGAAAUAGCCAAGAUUGCUAAGCAACAAUUAAUUGAAAUCACUGUGAAUCCUAAAAAGGCAAGUGAUGAAGAUGAUAUGAGUUUUGGAUUUGAUGAUGAAGACAUCAUUACAAUUAAUAAGGAUGCAAGUGUCAAGAAGAAAGCAGGAAGAAAGCCAAAACUAUUGGUUUUAAAUCAGAUCAAUAAUGAAACUAAGACUGAAAUCAAGCAAGAACCAGUAAAAGAUAAAAAGGAAAAGAAACAAUCAAUUACUGUAAGAAAUAUGACACAAGAGGAAAUUCAAGAACAACAAGAUGAAUUAGUUUCUCCACAAGAAAUUAUUAAAAGCUCUAGUGGACGAAUAAUUAAACGUAAACUUCCUCCAGUAAUUACAUCCACAUAUUAUCGUCCAUCGAAUGUUCCAAAGCGUCAAAAUAUCCCAUUAAUAUGCGACAUUUGUGGCGAUCAAUUUGAAAGUAAAGCAUCUUUAAUUGCACAUUUAAAUCAUCAUAUGAGAAUGAUCAAGGCUGAUAAAGUUUUUGGUGAUUUGUUAGAACUUACUGAUGAAAAAGAUGUGGAAUUGACAUCGAACAGUUUCAAGGAAAAGAAAUUUGCUUGUGAUAUUUGCGAUAAACGUUAUCUCACAAAACAUCUUUUAUCCAUUCAUAAAAAGUCACAUGCAAAUCUAAAGGAAUUCAAAUGUCAAAAUGAAAACUGUCUUUUUGAGACAAACUCACCAUAUGAUUUAAAUAAUCAUAUUAAACGAAUCCACAAUCCUACCAGGCCAUUUAAAUGUUCAGAAUGCGAUAAAAAGUUUAAAAGGCGUUGUGAUAUGAUUAAUCACAAAAAGUCUGUUCAUACAAAUGUUAGGACUUAUGUUAAAUGUCCAGUUUGCGAAACAAUUAUUCUUGAGAAAGGCUUACAAAGUCACAUGAUAAAUCGUCACUCGGAAAAGGCUCAGCAAAAACCUUAUGAAUGCACAAUUUGUGGAAAACGUGAAAGAUAUGAAAAAGUUCUCCAAAGACAUUAUUUUGCAGUUCAUGAGCCUAAAGAUCGAGGCGUUUUAUAUCAAUGCCCAGAUUGUCCAGCAUCCUUUUAUCGACGACGUGACGCGACAUCACACUCAUUUGUUCAUUAUGAAGGUGAAAUAUUCGAGUGCUUUACUUGCAACAAUAAAUACAAAACUAAGAAAGAAUUAAGCAAUCAUGAAUACACUCACAGUCAAUCAGAGUUUCCUUGUAAUAUUUGCAAUCAAGUUUUCCAAACCAAAUCGGGACGAGGAAAGCAUAUGAAGAAGCAUUCAGAACCUGGAGCAAUGCCAUUUGUUAGAAAGGAAGAAGGUGACUCUGAUAAUGACAAUGAAGAGGUUAUUUAUGAGCAAUAUGAAAUGCUCGAAGAAGUAGAACAAUACGUAAAUGUCAUUUAAAUUUUUUUUUUCAAUAUCUUUUAAUCUUAAUUAUAAAAUUUUAUAAAAUUAAUCCUUUUUUUCGUAUUCCCAUUACGAAGUUAUUAAACAUACUAUUUCUUAGUCAUUAUAAGUUUUCAAUAAUAAUUUUUGAUAAAAUGUUUUGAUUUCUGGGUAGAUUCAUUUUUAAAAAUUACUGAAUAUUUCAUUAUCUCUUUACUAGCUUUAUGUAUCUCAUCACAGUCUACC